Condylostylus longicornis is the source of this 6199-nucleotide messenger RNA. It is a transcript of the gene woc, whose product is annotated as zinc finger MYM-type protein 3. The coding region runs from base 329 to 5152 and encodes 1607 amino acids. The transcript is spliced from 10 exons. Lineage: Eukaryota; Metazoa; Arthropoda; Insecta; Diptera; Dolichopodidae. Gene Ontology annotation, molecular function: zinc ion binding. The record is from RefSeq and is a predicted model, not a curated record.
UAAAAUGGCUUGGAGUUUGUUUUUGCCGAUCAAUUAAAUUUUUAUUAAUUUUAAUGGAAUUAUUUCGUCAAAAACCUAGCAAAAAUACUUUCAAAAUAUAAUUAAGUGUGCACUGUAAAUAAUAAAUAUAAAAUAUUGUGAAUUAAUCGCCAGUUUAGUUAUUUAAAUUGAAAUCAAAAAUUUGGUUUGACGCAGAAGCUUUGAUUGUAUGAAAAAGUAGCGGGCGCUUCACCUUUAUUGUCUCCGAUAUUAUUUAAGAGCAUUUUUUGGCGACUAUAUAAUAUAUUGUGUUUGUUAAUGUAUCAAUAAAAUAAAAGUAAAAACAAAUAUGGAUGAAGCGAAUGAACAAAAUUUAACUAGUAUAGCUUCUGACAAAAACCAACAUCAAGAUGAAGAUAAAGAAAAGUCGGAUGCGAACAAGAGUGAACUAGAAUAUGAAGAAAUUUCAAAUACAUCAGAAAGUAAUAAAAAUGAGGAAGAAGAAAAUCGCGAUGAAGGAGAAGAGGAAGAAGAAAGCGGAAAUGUUGGAGAAAACGAAGAAGGAGAAACUGGUAAUGUUAGAGAAAAUGAAGAUGAAGGAAUUACUAAUGUUAGAGAAAAUGAUGAAGAAGAAAAUGACAAUGGUGGAGAAAACGAUGAAGAAGAAACGGAUAAUAUUGGGGAAAAUUAUGAAGGUAAAGAAAAUAUACAUGAGGAAGUUGAAAGCCAGGAUAAUGAAAGUAAGAGGGACAACGAGGAGGUUGAUACAAGUCUGCAUUUAGAAAAAGAUGAUAAUUAUAAUUUAGAGAAGGAUGCAACUGAAGGAAACGAUGGAAAUACUGACGAACAGGAUGAAGAAAAUAAAGACAAUGAAAAUUCAAUUGCGAGUGAUCACGAUUCUCAAGAAGAGAAUGAGAAGGAACAAGCAGAUGUAGAGAAUGAAAAUGAUGAAAAUUUAACAAAAAAUGAUCAGGAAAAUAGUAGGCCAGAUAUAGAAGAAGUUGAUGCUGAAAUUUCACUUAGUAAAACUAAUCAAGAAGAUGAAGAAGACGUAUUAUCAGAUGAUCGUACUCAAACUACCGAAAAAGUCAAAUCAAAUGAACAAUCUCAAAUGGAUGUAGACUCUGAAGAACCGGCGGCUAGCAGAGUUGAAAGAAAUGAUGAUAUUUUUGACGAAACUUCAAAAGAAAAUGAAGGACAAGAUAUUGAAAUGACUGACAUUUCGCAAAAAGAAAAGCCAAAAGAAAAAGACAAAUUCGAUGAAUUAUUUGAGAGUACAAGGAAAUCAACCAAUGUUCAAUCAAUGGAUACUGAAGAAUAUGAGAAAGAUAAUGAAUCGCAACAAGAAUCUGAAGCAGAACCGUUAGCUGAAAGCCGCGACGAGCCGGAUACUACACUUCAAACUGAGUCUGCGGAAAAUGCAGAAAACGAAAGCGAAAUAACCGAAACUCAAACUGAAAAUGUGCAAGAAGAAGAACAGGGAGAGUCAGCUGACGUUUGUUUAAUCCCAGAUAAUGAUGAAGAGUUAACCGGUGCAGAAAAGGAACAAGCAAUAUUGGCAAGACAAAAUGCCGAAAAAGAGGACGCAGAAAAGGAAGAAGCGGAAAGUGAAGCAACCCGAACUACUACUGAACAUGGUAAAGAAACGCAAGAGCCAAAUGAACUACAAACUAUUGACGACACAGUCCUUGAACUCGAUGUGAGAAACGACCAAGAAGGUCAAGCUGAAAUAUCUUUACCUACGAAAAUCGCUAUAACAUCAAUAAUUCAUACUGAUGAAACAUGUGUGAAAUGCAAUGAAAAAAGAAGUUGUGAAUUUCGAUAUAAAUCUGACGAAAAUGAGCCAUAUGUAUAUAUUUGCAGCCAAGAGUGUGGUGAUGCUUUUAUCGAUAAAGAAAGCGACAAAUAUUUUAUAAGAAAGCGCAAAUUUAUUGUAGAAGAUUUAAUUGAACCCAAAACGGAAGCUUGUAUUUUAUGCAAAGAAGUUAAGGAAUGUAAAUACACUUUUAAGCAAGAUGAGGAUUCAAUAUAUAUAUGUGGUGAUGACUGCUAUAAUCUUUUGUCCAAAGAAGAACCUGAUAAAUUAAAAUUAAAGAGAAACUCAAUUCGUGUUAAAAAUUUAAGCUCCGAAAUCACGCAGGAUCAGGCAACGAAAUCAAGUACACCGGAACUGAAAAUUAUAGCCAGAACGGCACAUGAAGCUGAAUUGGCAAAGUUAGAUAGGGAUGCCAGUUUUGAACGUAGAUGUUCAAAUUGCUUGAUGUCAUUACAUGUGUCAGCAGAAAAUCUUAUAUGGGAAACAAUGGAUUUUUGUAGUCAACUUUGUCUGAGUAAAUACCAAUACUCUAUUGGUGAAAAAUGCCGAACAUGUACGCGUUCGGUUUCUCAAGCAAGUCUUGGAAAAUAUUGCGUUCGUUUUGGAUUUGAAAUUUGUCAAUUUUGCUGUGCAGCUUGUUUAGAUAAAUAUAAAAAAAGUUUAAAAAAUUGCUCAUAUUGUCAAAAAGAUAUUUCAAAGACCAAUGAAGGAUUUUUAGCUCCUGUUGGAGACAAUGAACAAUUUAAGGAUUUUUGUAGCCAGCAUUGUAUGAAAAAAUAUGACACCUCAAUGAAUCCAAAAAGAAAAACAAAAAUUGAGCAAUGUUCUGUAUGUAAUAACAAAAAAAUGGUACAAGUAGAACUAAUGUUGGAUGGACGUGGUAUAAAUUUUUGUUCCAGUCCUUGCUUUUCUGCCUUUAAAUUUGUAAAUAAUAUAAUACCAGAUAAAUGUGGUUUAUGUUCAAAGCAUUUUGAACGUAAAUCAAUUGAACAUUUCACAAUUCAUAAUGGAAAUACUGCACAAAUAUUUUGUGGAAAAAUUUGUAUGAAUAUGUUCAUAACUCAAAAUAGGAAAAUUGUAUUUUGUCAAUGGUGCAAAGUAAAAAAGUAUAAUUUUGACAUGAUCGAAAAACAAUCCAACAAUACUAACGAAAAACUAAUGUUUUGUUCACUAAAUUGUCUAGUUUUUUAUGGAGUUUCUUUAAAUAGAAUAGCAAAACAGAAAGUGAAAUGUGAUUAUUGUUUAUCAGAAAAGUCACCACAAUAUCAUCUGACAAUGUCUGAUUCAACUAUGAGAAAUUUUUGUACUUAUCAAUGUGUCAUGCAAUUUCAAAGUAGAUUUUCUUCGACACCACUUACACUAGAUAGUGCAACUAAUCGUCAGAGCAGUAUAAGCGAUUUGGAAGAAAAUAGUAGAGGAGAUUUACCUGUUCCAACUGGUCUACCAAAAAGGAUCAAAUCAAACGUAAGUUCUGUGCAAUCUUUGCAAGUUCCCCUAACAGCUACGCAACCAACAAUACCUAUUAUUGCAAAUAUUACGUCUUUGGCUUCAGAAUCUACAGCUCGUAAAAAAAAUCGGGCUCGUUCAAAAAAUAACAUUGAAAUUACAUAUCCACAAAUUACGCAAAAUCUGUCUCAACAUCGUUCAUAUGGAUCACAAAUUCAUUCAUCAAAGUCUUCGGUUAUGUAUACGGCCCCAAAACCAAAAAUACCUAAAAGAACUAUAGGAACAACGACAAAAGAGCCUGCGAAUAAAACAUUUGUUGUUGAACUACCACCAGAUCCAAAAUUAAAAUCCAAUAUGAAUACCCAAUGUGUACCGAUAACAGAAACAAUAGGAGUCACAUGCAAACCUGAAUCUUGUGAUUCUGAAAUUCAAACUGAUAGCGAUUUAAGGUCGAAAAAAUUGAUUCCAGUUCCUGUGCCGAUUUAUAUACCACAACCUUUACAAGGAUUUCCUUUGCCCAGGCCAAUCCCAAUUCCAUUUGCGUUUCCAAUACCAGUUCCCAUAUUUAUUCCUACAACAAAAAAUAGUGCACAAGGUAUUAUGAAGGAAAUAAAGAAACUUCAAGAUAAAAUGCCAGCUGACCCUUAUGAAGCUGAGCUUUUAAUGAUGGCCGAACUAGUAGCUAGUGAUAAAAAAAAGGAAGAAGAAUCGGAUGAAGAAGCCAACGACGUUUCUUAUAAUAAUGAUAAUUCUUAUGGAGAGGAUGUUCUUCAAAUGGCUUUAAAAAUGGCAACAGAAUACGAUGAACCGCAAUCGGAUGAUUUAAGUUCCGCCAUAAAUAACGACAAUUCCAAUUUAAUGUACCAUCAAAUGCAAAUAAAUCAAAGAACAAACCGUGGCAAAAAAAGAAUAAGUCCAACAAAUAAUAUACCGAGAGAAAAUAAUGUUCAACCAACAAUUAAAAAACGUCGUCCCUCGGAAGACCCGGUUGUGGUUACGCCUAGUCAAACUGCCCCAACUGAAAAACCAGACGCAAAUAUGUGUCUAAAAUACACAUUUGGUGUUAACGCUUGGAAACAAUGGGUUAUGACAAAAAAUGCAGAAAUAGAAAAGAGUACAAUAAGAAGGAAACCAUUCAAAUCAGAGUUGCUGCAAAUGACGGCUGAUGAAUUAAGUUAUUCGCUUUGUUUGUUUGUAAAAGAAGUGCGAAAACCUAACGGGACAGAAUAUGCUCCAGAUACUAUUUACUAUUUAGUUUUAGGAAUCCAGCAAUAUUUAUACGAAAAUGGAAGAAUAGAUAAUAUUUUCACCGAUCCAUAUUAUGAAAGAUUUACAGAUUGUUUAGAUGAAGUUGCGAAAAAAUUUUCUAUAUUGUAUAAUGAUUCUCAAUAUAUUGUUACACGUGUAGAAGAAGAACAUUUAUGGGAAUGCAAACAAUUAGGAGCUCAUUCACCUCAUGUUUUAUUGAGUACUUUGAUGUUUUUCAAUACCAAACAUUUCAAUUUAACGACUGUAGAAGAACAUAUGCAAUUGUCAUUUUCUCAUAUUAUGAAACACUGGAAAAGAAAUCCGCAAGGAGCAAAACAACCUGGUUCAAGAAAUGUCCUUUUGAGAUUUUACCCACCUAACACAGGUCAAGCAGAUAACAAAAAGAAAAAAGUUUAUGAGCAACAAGAAAACGAAGCCAAUCCUUUAAGAUGUCCAGUCCGAUUAUAUGAAUUUUAUUUGUCAAAAUGCCCCGAAAGUGUUAAAACCAGAAACGAUGUUUUUUACUUACAACCCGAACGUUCAUGUGUACCAGAUUCACCUGUUUGGUAUUCAACACAACCACUCAGUCAAGAUAGUUUACAGAAAAUGCUACAUCGCGUCAAAAUGGUUAAAGAAAUAAAUGUUGCGCUAUUAACAAUAUAAGAUAAAUUCAAAUUAAUUUUAAGCAUUAAAGAAGUUUAUUAUCGUACAAAAAUGGAAUACUAAAUACAACAUGAAAAAAAACAAAAAAAAAAAUAAUAUUUUUCUAUAUAUAUUAUAUUUUAAGAAUAUGUAUAUGUAUGUAAAAUUGAAUUCCGGGAAUGUAAUCUAAAUUAAAUGUUCUGAUUUGCAAAAAUCACGGCAAGCCAUGUUGUAAUUUAAUUUGUAUGCUUGCAAUGUUUAGGCAUAUAUUUCAUAUUCAUAAAAGAUCGGAACCAUAAUUAAACAAUAUGUGUAUGCGUGUAUAUCCAUAUAUAUAUAUAUAUAAUAUUCAUAGCCAUAUAUAUGUAUAUAUAUUCAUAGAGAUAAAUGCAGAUAUAUUAACUUGUUUAGGUUAUGAUAGUGAUUGUUUAAAAAUAUUAAAAUGAAAUUAUUUAAAAAAUAAUACUUCAAUUGAAAUUUUAUGUAAGUAACCCGUACGCAUACCUAAAAAAUUAAUGAAAAUUUUUUAAAUUUGCAUAGGUAUUUCCAAUUUAAUUUAUUCAAAAGUUUAAUCCUGACAUUUGUAGUAAAAGUAAAAUUCCUUGGGAUGUGUCUUAAAAAUUUUAAAAAAUUGCACAUGUAUACGGGAUGAAUACUUGUACAUAAUUGCUUAAUUUUCUUAACCAUAAUAUUUUUUUCUAUUUGCUGAAACUUAUUUUUUUGACUAUAUCGAGUAUGAUAUCGAUUUUUCGUUCUGUACCAUUAUAAUAUAUUAAAACUUAUAAUGAAAAGAUUUUUUCUUUUUACUGCAUUGAGGAAUAUGUCGAUAAAUUGCAAUUUGUAAUGAGUUUAUUUUAAUGUAAUAAAAUAUAAAAAAUUUAUUUGUUUCUAGCAGAAAGUUUACUAAAUAAUUUAUUAUGUUGAGAUUUUCUAUAUUUUUUGGAAUUUCAGGAAUUAAUAUACAUAACUAGAUUCUAUCUAACUUCUAUUUUAUAAGCUAAUAAAUAAUAUAAUAUAAAAAUCUUUUUUAAUUUCCAUGUAAUGACAUAAAUCACAUUACCGGAAAAG